Molecule: messenger RNA, 3450 nt
Organism: Triticum aestivum (bread wheat)
Lineage: Eukaryota; Viridiplantae; Streptophyta; Magnoliopsida; Poales; Poaceae
Exons: 2
Coding region: 2126-3373 (415 amino acids)
Source: RefSeq, a predicted model, not a curated record
GAAUGAAAAUCAUAUAAAAGAUCAUUUACUUGUCAUUUGUUUCUUUUGCAGAAAAGUGCGCAAGGCACUAUAAUCGUCAAGAUUUCUACUAUGUGGCUAACGAGAAGAGAGAAGGGCUUGUGUGUGACGACAAGAAGUAACCAAAGGGGCUAACUAUAGAAGAGAGGGGAUCUACUUGGGAAGGAAGAAGAUAGUAGGAGGGCCCAUGUGCAAACAUCAAAAUCUGCCGUGAGGGGAUCAAAAUCCCUAGGUCACUACACAAUUCCCCUUAGGCUUGGCAUCUCAUCUCUCUCCCCCGAUCCCUUUCUUCUCCACCUCCGGCCGCCGCCGCGGCCAGGCCGGCGUGGCGUCGCGCCACCGCGCCAUCACCAGCACCACCGCGUCACGCAGCACACCCGCCAGCGCCAUCAGCUCCUCCCCAUGCCUCCACUAGCUCCACCGCACCAAAUCCAUCCACCAUCACCACCAUCUCCAGCCAUCGCUGCACCUCGCACGCCCGACCAGACAAGAGGGUCAUGGGCGUCUGGUCUUCCGCGUGAGCGCCCCCGUGCUGCUGAUCUUCUUCUCCUUCCCCCCUGCUGCUUCUUCCCUUCACGUUGAUGCUGUUGCCUUUCUUGCACCCAAGCCGCUUCUCCUCUUCUCUGAAACUGCUUCUGCCUCUUCUCUCGAUCUCUGCUGCUUCUUCUCCGGGACCUCAAGCUGCUGCUCCAUUCCCAAACUGCUGCUCCUCUCUCCCUAGCGCCACCAUACUGCUGCUCCUUCUCCUUCGCCUGCUGCUACUCCCUUGCCCCACGCCUCUGCUCCUUCUCUGAACCAACUGCUGGCUCCUAUUACCUCUCCCCGAAACUGAUGUUGCUCCUAUUUCUUGCUGCACCUUCUCCCCAGCGCCCUCUUGCUACUCCUAACUUGCUGAAGUUCUACUCCGAACGACUUCAUCUUGUGUGUUCGUGUGUGUGAGAUUGUGUGCAUUUGUACUUCAUAAGUAUUGAUAGUGUGUGAUGAAGAGAUAUGUUAAUUCCAGGGACAUGUAGUUGUUCUUAUAAUUUUGUUGAUCAGUGAGAAUUGGUACUGAUGCUUAUGACCUUCUAUUUCUAUGUAUGAGAUCUAGCCAAGCCUGUCAUUUGUAUAUUGCACUUGCUGAAUAGUGUUCAGUUUUCAGUCCCUGUUUUAGCUCUAGUACCCGUGAUGUAUAUGUUCGUGAUAUAUGUUUCAUGUGGUUUCGUAUUGCUGUUAUGUUGAUCAUUUUAGUGCUAGUAUUGUGUCUUUUGUAAUCCAAACCAUAUAUGAUUUGUGUGUGUGACUAAUUGACAGCUAGUAGCUUUUAAUUAUUCAUAUUGUUUCUUGUGGAUUUUCUAGCGAUGUUACUCUCUGUAGAAGUGAGACGUAUGAACAUUUAAUUUCCAGUCUCCGUGUUAAUGAUGUUAGUGUGAAUAUAUAUAUAUAUAUAUAUAUAUAUAUAUAUAUAUAUAUGUGUGUGUGUGUGUGUGUGUGUGUGUGUGUGUGUGUGUGUGUGUGUGUUUUUGUUGUGAUAUAUUUCUGUCCCUGUCGUACUAGCGUGUUCCCACCUUGUCUCAUACUUGCUAGUUAGAUAUAUACAUAUAUGUGGUCUUGUCUUGUUAAUUCCCCUUAUUGAGGAUGUUCGUCUGUAGUUUCAAUUUUCUCAAGUGAUAUGAAAACACCAAAAAAGGAGCGAGUUUCAAUCUUAAUCUCCUCGUGUCGUUUGUCAUUUUAUUUGUCAUCAUUCUAGAUUUGUAUUUUCUUCUUUCAUCAUCUAAAUUCUGUCACCUAGCUUUAGCCGAGCAUUGUUGCCGUCGCUUAGUCCCUGUGGAGAACACGACAUCCGUAGUUUGGGCGUAAAAACCCUGCUAUAUUACAAUUGAUCAUUUUGGCGCUGUUGCCGGGGACUAGCGUCGAGCGAUUAUGUUAGCUAUAGACUAGGUCUAUUUUAGUUUCGUGUUUAAUUCAUCGUGUAUUUCUUUUUCUGUGUUUCUUUUAUAAUUUUUUUCCUUGUUGUUGCUUCGGCUUAUUAGGAUACUAACAUUCUGACUAGUAUUUACUAUUUAUGAGUGUGCGUAGGAAAUCUGAUCUAUUUGCAGGUUGAUUGAUAGUUACACUUGGUGGAGAUAUGGUGAUGCUUCGUGAUGUUUGGAUGCCAAGCAGCCAAUGCUAUUUCACAGGGCCACUUUGGCCGUCUUUUGAGGCAGAAAAUUUUGAGCUAAAGCCUGGUCUUAUUGCUUUGGUUCAACAACAACAGUUUGCAGGUCUGCUCACUGAGGAUCCCUAUGAGCACUUAUACCGAGUCAUGUUGUAUUCAGGUACAGUCAAGUACCAUGGAGUUCCUCAAGAUGCUAUCAAGUGCAUGUUGUUCUCAUUCUCUCUCCGGGAUGAUGCUCGUGCUUGGUAUCGAUCCUUGCCAUCAAGAUCAUUCAGUUGGAACGAGAUAUCACAAGCUUUCUUGGAUAAAUAUUUCCCACUACACAAGCAGUCCGCAAUUCGAGAUGAGAUCCUCAGCUUCGUUCAGCGUGAAGGCGAGAGCUUGUAUGAUGCUUGGGAGAGAUACAGGGCUUUAUUCAGGAGAUGUCCUAACCACGGGCUUGAGAGAUGGUUAGAGCUGCAGAUAUUCUAUAGAGGAUUGACUUCGAACACUCGAGCUUAUGUCGAUAUGGCAGCGGGUGGAGCUAUUACAAACAAGACACUUGAUGAAGCUUUUCUGCUGAUUGAGAGCAUAGCUUUCCACCAACUUCAGUGGUACAAUAAGAAGCCCACGUCUGAUUCAUUGGUUUGCUUGCAACAAAUCACUACACCUCAGCCACCAAUUCUUACACAGAACCCUGAACCUCUAUCUCAGUGUGACAAGAUUGAGCUUGCAUGGAUUAUCUUUGACGAUGAUGACACCAUUCUAGUUGACACACACGCUACAGAUCAUAUGGAUACUAGUGUUGGAGAUUCGGUUUUGGAUUGUGAUGAUUCUUCCAUGGAUGAGCCAGAGCUGCAGUUAGUUGUUUUUGAUAUUGAGGAGUCACCUUUAGUUGAUAUUGAUCAUGUGCUGCUAGAGCCAGAUAUGGAGAAGUUCACCUUUGAUGAUGUUAGCCGCAUUGCUUCCUCAACACUUGAGCUUGAGAUGGAGAGCUUCAUGGUUGAGUAUGGUGAGGUGGAUUCAGAUGUCAAGGAGCCAAGCUCUACUAUUUCACUUGUUGACACGAGUCCGGUUGAAAUUUCUACUACCACACCUCACUUGGUAUCUUCAAUUGAGGUAGUCCUGAAGCUUCUUCCUAACUAUCUCAGGUUUUUGCUUGUGCACGAUCCAUUACAUGCUGACCAGGUUCGAGGUGACAUUCCUUGGGACCCUGGUGGACUCAGAGCAUGGGGAUGAGGAGAAGCAAGGGGGCACACUCGAGGAAGGGAGAAGCUGGAGCAGGCAUGAGGAUAGAGAAGCAAAAGGAGAGGAGC